AAGAUGAUCGAAAAGCUCGUAUUUUUCCUUUUAUUCGUCUUUGCUGCUAGCGGAAACUCAGCGGCGGGGAAGCCAUGGCACUGGAAAUCCCGAAAGCCAUUGGUGGGUCCCCGCGGAUACUUCCCUGUCACGUCCUACGCUGCGACCUGUACCGAGGCCAUUCCUCACUCGUGGCCCCAUCAGGCGGCUCUCUUCAUCGACGACAUGUACUUCUGCGGCGGUUCCCUCAUCUCCAGCGAGUGGGUCAUCACGGCCGCUCACUGCAUGGACGGUGCCAGCUUCGUCGAGGUAGUGCUGGGCGCCCACAACAUAGUCGAGAACGAAGCCAGCCAGGUCUCCAUUAUCUCCACCGACUUCUUCACUCACGAGAACUGGAACUCUUGGCUCCUCACCAGCGACAUUGCCCUCAUCAGGCUGCCUAGCGCGGUCGAAUUUAAUGAAAACAUCCAGGCAGUCAGACUGCCAUCGGUCGACGUGUCUGCCGGCACUGUAGUUACGCCCACAGGCUGGGGCGACGGGUGUGGCGACGCGGGUGGUAUCUCCCCCGACGUCCUCCAUCAAGGAGACGUUCCUACCCUGUCCAAGGACGAGUGCGACGCCGUGUAUGGAGUGGUCGGGGUUAUCUGUACUGAUGGCGGGAAGGGCACUUGCACCGGUGACUCCGGCGGCCCACUCAACCUGGACGGCGUGACCUACGGCAUCUCCUCUUUCGGUUCCUCCGCCGGAUGUGAGGCUGGCUACCCCAACGCCUUCACCCGCGUCUUUGAUUACCUGGACUGGAUCGAACAGAAGACUGGCAUCACUGCAUGAGCAGACUAGGCCUCCAAAUCUUUUUUUAUUAUUUGAAAGGCCAUGUGUAGGCGUUGUGAAGAAUUGAGAUCUAUAUUUGAUUAAAGAUUGGUGUUACUGAUA
Molecule: messenger RNA, 912 nt
Organism: Penaeus indicus
Lineage: Eukaryota; Metazoa; Arthropoda; Malacostraca; Decapoda; Penaeidae
Product: chymotrypsin BII-like
Exons: 7
Coding region: 4-810 (268 amino acids)
Biological process (GO): proteolysis
Molecular function (GO): serine-type endopeptidase activity
Source: RefSeq, a predicted model, not a curated record